This is a messenger RNA of Cydia fagiglandana, 431 nucleotides long. It is a transcript of the gene Mocs2A, whose product is annotated as molybdopterin synthase sulfur carrier subunit. Bases 165 to 431 code for a protein of 88 amino acids. NCBI's taxonomy places the organism in Eukaryota, Metazoa, Arthropoda, Insecta, Lepidoptera, Tortricidae. Gene Ontology annotation, cellular component: cytosol. Gene Ontology annotation, biological process: Mo-molybdopterin cofactor biosynthetic process. The transcript is spliced from 2 exons. The record is from RefSeq and is a predicted model, not a curated record.
CAGUUUUAAUUGAUAUAGCGAAACUUGUUGUUCAUGUUUUUUUACGCUCGAAUGAUCUCUAUGAAUUACGAAACCGGCUCCUCCGUUGCCGAAUGCAGUCCGCAGUCCGUGCGUGAAAGUCUGUCUGUGUUGUCGUUGUUUUCCUAAUUUUUUGCUGAUGAACUAUGGAAAUUGAGCAUGCGGUAAAUGUGAAGCUCCUAUUCUUCGCGCAAUCCAAAGAACUGGCCGGCACCAAGGAGACUUCCAUCCUAUUGCCAAAGAAGAUCAGCUACCAACAGCUUCUAAACAUUAUCACAGAAAACUAUAAUCUCCAGGCUAUAAAGAAUAAUAUAUUGUUGGCCAAAAACGAGGAAGUCUGUGACGAAAGUGUAGAUAUUGAGAUCAACGAGAGAGAUCAUAUUGCUGUGAUUCCACCACUGAGUGGGGGCUAA